GUAUUUCAAAAACUAGCUUGUUUCCAUGGUUACAUACAGACACUGAAAUGUCAGUCCGUCAGUGUAUGUGCGACUGUUUACAGAAAUCCUAGAAUAUAACAACAAAAAAAUAGUUUCAAACAGCUUUAAAGAAAAGCUAAAAUGGACAAUUGUGAUUUGGAGAAACUUGCAAUUUCGGGACAGACGUUGCAGCCUGCGUUCAAAGCAGAUGUAACAACUUACAAAGUUACUGUAACAAGCGAUGUCGACCGGGUUACAUUGGACCUGCUCACAAGUGACUGCGGAGCCUGUUAUAAAAUACGUUGUGGUGAUGGCUCAAAGUCCAUCAGACUGAAUGAUGGGUUGAAUUUGGUUGAAAUAGAGGUGGUAGCCGAGGAUGGCACCUCCAAAAAAUAUUGCAUUGAAGUCACCAAACUGUCUGCGAGGACUGCAGAGUUGAGUGACCUUACAAUCGAAGGAAAUGUUCAAUUACAACCUACAUUUUCGGCAAACAUCUAUGAUUACUCAAGCACAGUUCCUUUCUACUGUAACUCGGUGACCAUACUGCCCAAGGUUCCUGAUAGAAACAUGAAAGUUUCAGUGAAUGAAGAAAGUGAUUCACAACCUUCUCUAUUGACUGUUGGAGAAACUAGCCUCAGUAUCAAGGUCUUAUCAGCAGAUGGCAGCAAUUCUCAGAUGUACUAUGUGUUGGUGAUACGAGAGCAGAUUCCCAUGGCUGUGUCUUUCAGUGAUGUGAAAGAGCAGGUGUACUAUGAGUGCCCUGUCACUCUGACGGCCCUCUACAGACCCAUAUCCAUCAACCAGAGUGAUCCACAGCACCUGUUCUCAGCCCCCUACAUUGACAUGCUGGCGAGAAGGUCGAAGGUCGACCCGCUAAACGAGUGUCCCCUCGGAGACAGAUGGAAGGUUCUGGAACACGAUCUGGACAAGACCAUGUCUUCUGCCCUGGUCAAGUGCUUCUUUGCAUACCGAGGAUGUGAGAGUGUGAUGAAACUGGCUGAAGUGGGGUCACAUGCACUGGAGUGUCCACACAAACCCUCAGCGGACCUGGACCAAAAGGACGUCACUGAGACAAGCUGGUACAAGAAGCAUUUUGCAUCCUCGACCUGCUUGGAGAUAGAGACCAAACACACCUUGGAGGUGCAUAACUGGGAGAAGAGACUUCAAAAGGCAAUAGGACAGGAUAGUGCCGAUAAUCUGUGUUCCCUGGCCCAGGACAAUCUGAAACUCUACAGAGAGCGUCUGCCCAAACCAGGUGACCUGCUGCAGUAUGAGGAUGGUCAGUCUCCUCUGGACUGUCUGGAGCAGGCUGCUGUCCAUUAUGCCUCAGCCAUCAAGCUCAAGCCCCGAGACCCCAGACUCCACUUCCUCCUGGGGCUGGCCCUGGAGGAGCAACACUAUGCAGCAGAGAUGUACGGACUGAGGAGGAAAGCUGAUGGGGACGUUGAGGACCUAAGCAGUGCCAAGUACACGGCGCGUCAGGAUGACAUCCUGGCUGUGUGUAAGCUGCAUGGCUUCCCUGGCACGCCUACCAUGGAGAACCAGCUACAGGCCCUGGACACAGAGUACCACCAGCUGAAAGAGCAGGGCCAGUCGGGCAAGGCAGACUACAUCCAGACCCUGUUCAUCUUCCUCUCCAAGAAGGCAGGCAAGGAUGGCAGUGCGGGCGUAGGGGACGAAGAGAGCUGUAUUCACCGGGCCCUGCUGAAGUACCUGGAUGCCUGGUCGCUGAACAAGGACUUCUGGGAGUACAAUCUCCAUGUGGGGCGUAUGCUGCUGCUGCAGAAGAGGAACACUGAGGCACUGCAGCACCUGCAGACCGGACUGGCCCUGCGGCCCUCACAGCCAGCACUUAGGUUCUUCACAGGUCUGGCUCUACUGCUACAGGAGGAAGCCUCAGAGGCUGUGGAGGAGGAGGCAGCUCUGUUUUUACAACAAGGCCUGGAGCAUGUUAUAGCACAGUACUGCAACACGGAGAACAACUACAGUGGUUUGGAGCAGAGCGUGACAGACCCUCUGUCCAGUGUGAGAACACAGUUCCUGCGUGGCUGCCUCACCCUUGGUGCCCUCCUCCACCAGAAGAACACUCUCUCUCAGAAGCCAAUGAGCGCAGAGCAGGUCUAUCACAGUGUUGUGGUGCUGGCAGCCCGCGGUGUGUGUCGGUGCGUGUGUCGGGACGAGGUGGCUCAGCAGCUGGAGUGGGUGUUGCUAGAUGCCCACUUUGCCCUCCUCCAGAGCCUCAUUCAACAAAAGAAGGCUGCUGGGUUAACCCAGGGUCAGGGCAAGCAGGGAGAGACAGAGAGACAGGCCUGGGUGACCAAGAGAUGUCAGGCUCUCACAGGUCUGAUCCUCCUCACCUCCAUCCCCGCCUGCAGGGAGCUGCUGGACAUGCAGGAGAAGGUCUGCCAGGUCGCCGUGGUAACGGCUCCUCGUGACAGCCACGCGCUGUGCCUCCUGGGGCUGGCCCAGCUGGCUCAGUGUGACAACGACCACAGCGCCCAGAGGUUAGAAGGAGCCAUUGCCAACGCCUGCCUCAGCUUCCAGGCAAGCAUCGAACUGGAGGACAAACCUCAGAGCGGAGAGCCACCCACACAGCUCACCAGUGAGACAAAUAAGCAGCAGUGGUGGCAGGACAGGCUGGCAGCAGACAAGGAGAAGGCAGUCAAGGAGACAGACAGCCAGGGAGCGGGCGGGGGUGGCUCUGGGCCUUCUGACACUGCAGUGGCUGCCGGGAGAGGAUGUGGGCGUGGCAUGGGAGGUCCUGCUGGAGGGGGCACUGCGGCUGCAGCCAAGACCCCCACGAGAGGAGGCAAGACUGCCCCUCUAGCCAAAAACACCCCCUCUACUGCCCCUCCAGCCAAAAACACCGUCUCUCCAGCCAGCAGGGGGCAAGGUGGAGCAGCCAAAACCCUUGGCCCUGCCAAGCCCAGCAGCUCCAAGACUCAGCUCAUCUCCCCCAGCAAGUCUAAACCAGACUGCUCCCCAAGCCCAGCCAAACCUGGGCCCACAGAAGAAUCAGCUGUGGCAGAGAGUGGCAACGGUCUCCCCAAAGCUCGGUUGAACCAUCGAUCCCAUGCCCCUCGCCUCGGCUUGGCCCGCGCCCUCUCCCGCUCCGCAGACAGCCACGACCAGGCACGCCAGCUCUACCAGGAGGUCAUCACCAUGGCACCAGAGGUCCACGAUGCGUACAUUGAGCUAGCAGAGAUGCUGGGGCAGUCAGACCCCCUGGCUGCUGUAGAGGUGUACUGUCGGUUCCCCCUGAAGCCCGUCUCAGAGCAGAACUUUGACGACGCCUUCAUCACUGGAGAGAUCGUACGCAUCCUGAUGAAACAAGGCCUCUACGAGCACCCAGAGCUGGGACACAACCUCAUCGCCUACGGGAAAGUCAUGGGCCUGGGUUGCCUUGAGAAAUACAUCGACAUCCUUGAAGGGAAGUUCAUGAGCAGCCUUCUAAAGAGAGUGUAUGCUGGGAUACAUGAUAAAUCAGUAGAAGACAAGGAUCUGCAGGACUUCUUCAAGUUCAAGUGCUGGAUAUGAACUUUCCUUUCAUAAAGAGACGGGCUGUUUAUUCCUUGAUCAAAGUAUGAAUGUAUCUUUUUAGACCAAUAGACUAGUCACAUCAUCUUUAGACCAAUAGGCUAGUCACAUCAUCUUUAGACCAAUAGACUAGUCACAUCAUCUUUAGACCAAUAGACUAGUCACAUCAUCUUUAGACCAAUAGACUAGUCACAUCAUCUUUAGACCAAUAGACUAGUCACAUCAUCUUUAGACCAAUAGGCUAGUCACAUCAUCUUUAGACCAAUAGGCUAGUCACAUCAUCUUUAGACCAAUAGGCUAGUCACAUCAUCUUUAGACCAAUAGACUAGUCACAUCAUCUUUAGACCAAUAGGCUAGUCACAUCAUCUUUAGACCAAUAGGCUAGUCACAUCAUCUUUAGACCAAUAGACUAGUCACAUCAUCUUUAGACCAAUAGACUAGUCACAUCAUCUUUAGACCAAUAGGCUAGUCACAUCAUCUUUAGACCAAUAGGCUAGUCACAUCAUCUUUAGACCAAUAGGCUAGUCACAUCAUCUUUAGACCAAUAGGCUAGUCACAUCAUCUUUAGACCAAUAGACUAGUCACAUCAUCUUUAGACCAAUAGGCUAGUCACAUCAUCUUUAGACCAAUAGACUAGUCACAUCAUCUUUAGACCAAUAGGCUAGUCACAUCAUCUUUAGACCAAUAGACUAGUCACAUCAUCUUUAGACCAAUAGGCUAGUCACAUCAUCUUUAGACCAAUAGGCUAGUCACAUCAUCUUUAGACCAAUAGGCUAGUCACAUCAUCUUUAGACCAAUAGGCUAGUCACAUCAUCUUUAGACCAAUAGGCUAGUCACAUCAUCUUUAGACCAAUAGGCUAGUCACAUCAUCUUUAUAGGCUAGUCACAUCAUCUUUAUAGGCUAGUCACAUCAUCUUUAGACCAA
Molecule: messenger RNA, 4462 nt
Organism: Salmo salar (Atlantic salmon)
Lineage: Eukaryota; Metazoa; Chordata; Actinopteri; Salmoniformes; Salmonidae
Source: RefSeq, a predicted model, not a curated record